AUGAGACUAGUUUUGUCAACCACACUCUUUCUUGUAUCAUCCUUAUUCUCUUCGCAAUGUUCAUCAUCUUCUUCGUCACUCAGAAAGGGCUCUUCCCUCUCAGUGGAAAAUCCACAAGACGUUCUCAUCUCACCAAACCGCACCUUCUCCGCAGGCUUCGUUGGCAUCGGCGAAAACGCAUAUUCCUUCGCAAUAUGGUUCACGGAGCCUCACUUCCACGCCCCCAACACCGCCACGUGGAUCGCAAACCGUGACCACCCCGUUAACGGGAAACGCUCCAAACUUUCCCUCACACACUCCGGUAACGUAGUCUUGGUGGAUGCUUCUUUCAACACCGUUUGGUCUUCAAACACCGUUUCUUUCGCCCCAUCAGAGUUGCAUCUCGGAGAUGAUGGCAACCUCGUGUUGCAUGACUCGAGAGGAACCAUUCUGUGGCAAAGUUUUGAUUUUCCAACGGAUACUCUUCUUCCGGGUCAACCUCUCACUAGACACACGCAGCUUGUGUCUUCGAGAAGCGAGAGUAAUCACUCCUCGGGGUUCUAUAAGCUCUUGUUUGAUGAUGAAAACGUUCUUAGUCUUCACUAUGAUGGUCCUUCUGUUUCAAGCUCUUACUGGCCAAAGCCUUGGUUGCUGAGUUGGGAUGUUGGUAGGACUUAUUUCAAUAGUAGCAAGAUUGCAGCGUUUGAUUCUCUUGGCCUUUUCAACUCUUCGGAUAACUUCACUUUUGUGACAUCUGACUAUGGCGCGGUGCUGCAAAGAAGGUUGAAACUGGAUUGUGAUGGGAAUGUGAGAGUGUAUAGUCGAAUGAGUGUGUUGGAGAAAUGGUAUGUUUCGUGGCAAGGGAUUUCUAAUGGUUGCUUGGUUCAUGGGAUUUGUGGAGCCUAUAGUACAUGUGGCUAUGAUCCUAUGAUUGGGAAAACAUGUUUGUGUCUUCCGGGGCAUAGGUUGAACAAUUUCAGUGAUUGGUCUUAUGGGUGUGAACCCAUGUUUGAUCUCACUUGUGAUGGGAAUGAGUCUAGCUUCUUGGAGAUGCGCGGUGUUGAGCUUUAUGGCUAUGAUAAUCACUAUGUGGAAGUGAGUAAUUAUAGUUCUUGUGAGAGUUUGUGCUUGCGAGAUUGCACAUGCAAGGGGUUUCAGUACUCCUAUAGCGAUAAAAAAGGCUUUUUCAGGUGCUAUACAAAGACACAACUGCUCAAUGGACGGCGUUCCCCGAAAUUCACAGGAUCAACAUACUUGAGAUUGCCUAAAAAUAGUAGCUUCUCUGUCAAACAAUCUGCUGUUGAAACUGUUCAUGAUCAUGUUUGUUCGGUUCAACUUCGAAGAGAUUAUAUCAAAGCACGUGUAAGCCAUGUUGCGACGGUUUUCCAGUGGUUUGCUACGGCAUUUGGAGCAUUGGAAAUGGUUAGCAUUUUUGUGGUUUGGUUCUUAAUUAGGACCAACCAAAGGACUAAUGCGGAUCUGCAGGGCUACUAUCUUGCAGCAACAGGUUUCAGAAAAUUUAGUUACUCUGAGCUGAAAAAGGCUACAAAGGGGUUCAGGUAUGAGAUUGGAAGAGGUGCAGGAGGGGUUGUGUACAAAGGUAUUUUAUCAGAUCAAAGAAAUGCAGCAAUAAAGAGACUCUACAAUGCUAAACAAGGAGAAGGGGAAUUUCUUGCUGAAGUAGGCAUCAUUGGGAGGCUUAACCACAUGAACUUGAUUGAAAUGUGGGGGUAUUGUGCUGAGGGAAAGCAUAGGUUGUUGGUGUAUGAGUACAUGGAGAAUGGUUCUUUGGCUCAAAAUCUUGCAUCCAACACACUUGAUUGGAGCAAGAGAUAUAAAAUUGCUCUUGGUAUGGCAAGAGUUCUUGCAUAUUUACAUGAGGAAUGCUUGGAGUGGAUUUUGCACUGUGAUAUAAAGCCACAAAACAUACUCCUAGAUUCCAAUUAUCAGCCCAAGUUAGCAGACUUUGGCUUGUCUAAGCUCCUCAACAGAAACAACCCCAACAAUCCAAGCAUCUCUAUGAUCAGAGGCACCAGAGGAUAUAUGGCACCUGAGUGGGUUUUCAACUUGGCUAUCACAUCCAAGGUGGAUGUUUAUAGCUAUGGAAUUGUUGUUUUGGAAAUGAUAACUGGGAAAAGUCCAACCACAAGUGUCCAAAACAUUGAUGGUGAAGAGACAUAUGAUGGGAGAUUGGUUGCAUGGGUGAGAGAAAAAAGUAGCAACACCAAUGCAUCUUGGGUAGAGCAAAUAAUUGAUCCUGCUGUUGGACCACAUUAUGAUAGCAUUAAGAUGGAAAUUUUGAUCAGAGUAGCUUUGAACUGUGUGCUGGAAGACAAAGAUUCAAGACCCACCAUGAGACAAGUAGUUGAGGUGCUUCAAUGUCAUGGAAGUGAUCAUUAGUGUUGAUCCGGCAUCCUUCUUCAAAAGAAAAUUAUAUUUGAGGCAUCGUCAAGCACUAAUAGUGAGCAUCUCCCUCGUAAAGACUUGAAUGAUUGUUGACCACCUAAGGUUUAUCUAGGACUUCCUCAAGAAAUUUUAAGUAUGUAUUCCAUUUCCCCAAAAUUUCAGUAAAAGAAACAAAAAUUGUACUUUCAAUUUGAGAAAAUUUCGAUUCUGGUUAUUAAUCUCAGAGAGCAACCACUUCUCCUAAUGUACUUGCCGGUGU
This is a messenger RNA of Cajanus cajan (pigeon pea), 2644 nucleotides long. RefSeq names its product putative receptor protein kinase ZmPK1. The record is from RefSeq and is a predicted model, not a curated record. Lineage: Eukaryota; Viridiplantae; Streptophyta; Magnoliopsida; Fabales; Fabaceae. Gene Ontology annotation, biological process: recognition of pollen; protein phosphorylation. Gene Ontology annotation, molecular function: protein serine/threonine kinase activity; ATP binding.